This is a messenger RNA of Cyclocybe aegerita, 1569 nucleotides long. The record is from the annotation of a GenBank genome assembly. Lineage: Eukaryota; Fungi; Basidiomycota; Agaricomycetes; Agaricales; Hemipholiotaceae.
AUGUCCACCACAGAGAAAUCUCAGGCGCCUCCCCUGGCACCAGGGAUGGACUCUUCCACAGAGAAGGUCCACAGGGAGGUUGACUCAACCGUCAGCGCCGCUGAUGAUGCCUCGUCCGAGAUCAAUUUGUAUUCCCUCCACGAGUUGCAUGCUGGUCGUCUUAUCAUCGACCCUGCAGAGGCGAAGAUCGAGCUCGGCGGAGCCGUCGCGGGGCGUUUGAAGCUCACCACGGACGGCACGAAAAUUCUCUGGCCUCAGCCCGCGGACUCAGACCGAGACCCACAGAACUGGAGCGAUAGGCGCAAGAACUUGCAGCUCUUCAUCAUCACCCUCGCCGCCAUCGUACCCGACUUCGACUCAGGAAUCGGUAUUGCGGCCAUUUUUGCUCUCGCAAGACAGUACGACACUACGCCCGGUGUGAUCAACAACCUGACCUCAAACUGGAGCAUCUUCCUUCUAGGCUGGGGUGGUCUCUUCGCGGUGAUGCUGAUGAGGCGACUUGGUCGGCUGCCUGUUUUGUUCUGGACUCAACUGCUCUCUCUUGGUUUUCUUGUCGGAUGCACCUUUGCUCCAAAUUUGAAUACUUUCACUGCUAUGCGGUGCUUGACUGCUUUUUUCGGCACUGCACCACAAGUUACCGGUCUCUAUGUCGUUACAGAUAUGUACCCAUUCCACCUCCAAGCCAGGAAGCUGAAUAUCUGGACGAUGGGCUUCAUUGUCUCGCCGUUCUUGUCGCCUUUCGCCUUCGGCUUCCUUGUUGCUCGAGCUAGUUGGAGGUGGGCUUACGGCAUCGGCUCAAUUUACUCUGCAAUAGUAGUAUUGUUGAUUAUGUUUUACGGGGAAGAAACUAUUUAUGAUCGGACCGUUAAGCCUAUCCCAGAACCAGCUACGACAGGCCUCAGAUAUAGGAUCGAGACGCUCAUUGGGAUAACCGGAGUGAGAAUGCAAAAGUAUCGUGUAUCUUGGACGGAGUCCGUCUGGAGCCCCAUCUACUUAGUAUGGCGACCACAUUUGUUCAUGGUUUUACUAUUUGAGGCUAUGGUUUUCGGUUUCUCGAUCGGGAUCAACGUUACCAACGCCGUUUUUCUCGAACUACCUAUUAGCAUGGGUGGUUAUCAAUUCAGUCAAUUCGCGAUUGCAGGAGGAUAUGCCACUCCCAUUGUAUCAGUCCUCAUCGGAGAGCUCGUCGGCCGGUACGCUAAUGAUUUUAUCAUGAACGUCAGCAUUCGACGGAAUAAGGGCGUGUUCGAGGCCGAAAGUCGCCUCUGGGCCUGUUACAUCGCGAUGCCACUUUACAUUUGCGGCUUCGUGACUCUGGGGGCUGCCUUCCAGAAACACCUUAGCGUCGGUGCUCUGAUCAUGGGUUGGGGCAUCGCAGAACUAGCCGUUAUGAUUAAUACGGUCGCAAUUUACGCGUACUGCAACGACGCGUUCCCCAAACACCAGGGAGAAAUUAGUGCUUUGAUCAACCUCGCACGAACACUGGGGGGCUUCAGCGUGGCUUAUUUCCAAGUUCCCUGGGCGACUAAGAACGGCGCUAUUCAAACUUUCGGCUGCGAGGCGGCGUGA